Apis florea (little honeybee) is the source of this 2951-nucleotide messenger RNA. RefSeq names its product beta-1,4-N-acetylgalactosaminyltransferase bre-4. Gene Ontology annotation, cellular component: Golgi apparatus. Gene Ontology annotation, molecular function: galactosyltransferase activity; N-acetyl-beta-glucosaminyl-derivative 4-beta-N-acetylgalactosaminyltransferase activity. The record is from RefSeq and is a predicted model, not a curated record. Gene Ontology annotation, biological process: carbohydrate metabolic process; glycosphingolipid biosynthetic process. Lineage: Eukaryota; Metazoa; Arthropoda; Insecta; Hymenoptera; Apidae.
GACUCGGCCGCGCUUUAGGUCGAGUCGGCGUCGUCUCUCGGCCGGUCACCUCACCAGUCUUUCCCGAGACACCGCGUGCGCAGUGUCGCUCUCUGCGCUCUUGUUUUCCUCGCGGAGCGAACCAACUUUGUUUUGUUGUCCUCCUUGGAGACAACCGAUUGGGAGGAGAAGGCGAAUAUACACGGCAUACAGAAAAGAAAAAAAAGUAUAAUAUCGUGUAAUAGAAGAGAUAGAAUUAGAGAAACUUGAAACUGUGUGACGAAGAGUUAGGAAUCACAAGUGAACGGUAACGAAACGGUGAAUGUCGAGUGAGUGGUGACGAGAUCUCUCGUGGACAAGGGGAGGGCCAGUGUGGUACGCGAAAACCGGUUGCGUUGAGAAGGUCAGUUACUUGAUCCGGUGUCAAGAAACGCGCGAAUUGAACGUUGCGUGGCGUCCGUUAUUUUGAUUCGUUUCAUUUAACGAAAAGUAAUCUCGCGUGAAAUCUUCGAAGUUGUUGAUUGUUACGCAUCCUCGUUCGACGACGUACGAAUCUCGUUCGAGGCGGCAAAGGCCAAGGUUGUCGUUUCGCGCGAGCUCUGGCAGAGAGACAGAGACGGAGAAAGAGAAAGGAAAGAAGAGGAAAGUAUCUAGCACGUGGGCGAGCACGGAAGAGCAACCGGCCUCUGCGCGUCGUCGUUGACACAAAGAGUAGAGGGAAAGUGGGAAAGUUGCUGAAGGGACAUUCGAUUGAUGAUAUCUCAUCCGGUAUAAAUCGAUAUAUCUAAGGUGUCGUUACGCUGAGAGCACCGCUGCCGGAGGGUAAUGCGCUUGGCGAGCGGAAACGAGAAGCUCCGGGCGGCCUUUAUUUUCUUCGGCCCUUGGUCCAGCCCCGCCGGCCGUUUCCACUCGUUCACCAAAUCGUCCACUGAUCGGAACGAAGGAGAACGGAGGAGGCAGCACGGUGCGUCCUUCUUGAUUCGAAAGGAGAAGUCGUGGAAGAACAGCGGAGCAACGAAAACAGCGGCCAGCAGGGAGCGCCUCGUCCGAUACGGCACUCAUCUUACGGCGACAGGAGGGAGUUAUGGUGUCUCGCACAUGCGAUGACUGUGGCCGCAGCCGUGGCACUGUGGCAUCGUGCCCACCUUUACAAGGCGAUCGCCUGCGUCGUCCUCGCUCUUAUUGCCAUUCAGUAUUUACUUAGUGGCGUGAUCGAUCGCCGUUCCAUAGAGACGAUUUUCACCAUUAAUGCCACCAGAUACGCGGAUCGUGCGUACAGACAUCAUCCACGAGGAUUGAUCAUAUACGGGCCUGUAACAGUGUCGAGCAUUCUAGGUGGCAACAAUGCCACCCUGCUUUGGGGCAGCAAGGACAAUUCCAACUUCUCCAAGCUGGACGCUGACGACUCCAUUCGAAACACGUACUUCGUUGGAAGUUCCCAGGAAUCUUUGACCGCAAAUUCGACAAACAAUACCGUGAUACCGCGAUGCCCGCUUGUCUCGCCGCAUCUCAUUGGCCCACUGACUGUUAGCAAAUCACCGCCCGAGUUGGAGGUGAUGGAGAAGACGUUCACCGAGGUGAAGCCCGGCGGCAAAGGUUGUCCAGCAAAUUGCACGGCCAGGCAUCGAGUGGCCAUCAUCAUUCCGUUUCGCGAUCGACCGAAGCAUCUCCAAACUUUGCUCUACAAUCUUCAUCCGAUGCUGCUCCGCCAACAGAUCGACUAUCAAAUAUUCGUGAUCGAGCAGAAAGGUAGCGACGCUUUCAAUCGCGCGAUGCUCAUGAACGUUGGAUACGUGGAAGCCUUGAAGGAACGACCUUUCGACUGUUUCAUUUUUCACGAUGUCGACCUACUUCCUGAAAACGAUAGAAAUCUGUACACGUGUCCGGAGCAACCGAGACACAUGUCUGUCGCAGUGGAUAAAUUCAAUUAUAGGUUACCAUAUGCCGAUUUAUUUGGCGGCGUAUCAGCAGUGUCACGCGAACAGUUUCGACUGGUGAACGGGUUCAGCAAUGUAUUCUGGGGUUGGGGUGGCGAGGACGACGACAUGGCGAACCGAAUCAAAGCGCACGGUCUUCAUAUCUCUCGAUAUCCAGCGAAUGUGGCACGGUAUAAAAUGCUUACGCACAAGAAGGAAAGGGCUAAUCCAAAGAGAUACGAGUAUCUAAAAACAGGUAAAAAAAGAUUCGCCACGGAUGGCCUGAGCAAUCUUCAAUACGAGCUGGUCGAUAAACAAAAGCCAAAAUUGUAUACGUGGCUCUUGGUGAAGUUGACACCUCCGCAACCUAGCUGAUGGCUGUCUUGGAUAGGAUAACGAACUGAAGAAAUCGAAAUAGCUUAAAAAAACAUAACCUUUCGAUUCUUAACGCGAAAUCUUAUCGUGAUGAUGUAAAAUGAAGGUUUACACUAUACAAACGCAUUCGCACUCGUUGCGGAGAAUUUCUCAAAGAAAGGAAGAGAAAAAAAGUAACAUGCAAAAGAGGAAACAACAUUUUUCCUUCGAGUUCCAAGAACUUGUGAAAAUGUCGAAAGAAGACAGCGUUCCAGUAGGAUACUGACGAGUUUGUUUCUCUCGUGAUUUCGUCGAUGACGAACGAGAGAGACGUUGUUACGUGAUAUAUUUUUAUUCCUUGUAUUUUUUUAUCGCAAUGAUAGGCUAAAAAUCAUGUAAAACGUAGCAUAUGAGCUAACGUGCCAAAGGAGAGUGAUAUGCGCGUGCGUGUAUGCAUGUAUAGCGUGUGUAUAUGUGUAUAUGCGUGUAUGUAUGUAUGUGUGUGUGUGUGUGUGCUGUGCGUGAUAAGAGACAAGAAAAAAGAAAGCAAACAUGUAAAGAGAAAUGGCAGAAAAAACUUCGCCAAUCCUUUCUGUAUUCUGCUAUCAUAGUUAGUACAUUUGUAUAUCUAUAUGUACACACCUAUGUACAUACGUACGAACUGAACUAUAGCAGCUCGAGGCUUCCUCGGUCGUGUUACAA